AUGGGAGCGGCUCAGUCGAAUGAGCAUGGUGCAUCAACAGCAGAGGAAUUAAGCUACGUGCUCGCCGAGCGCUUCGCCACAAAAUGCUUCACACCAUUAGAACUCACGCAUUUCAAAGACAACUUCUUCUCCCGCGCCGCUGAACAAAGUGGUCUACGAUACUGGAAUGAACAGACUCUAUCUGACUUUCUGGCCAUUCCAGAUUCCCAGGAUCUAUUCCUAGAUCCGGGCCCAGUUAUCUUCCGCAUGUUGUCGUAUUUAGGCAGUUUCCCCUUUCAGAACACCCUUGCGCCUACGGUGUUGACGUUCGAGGCCAUGGUCAAGGUUGUUGUGCUUCUCACUGAACGCUACGGGAAAGUGCUUAAGCGGGGUCGGAAAGACCGCAUUAAGUUGAUUUUUGGAUCUUUGGCUGAUGUGGCGAGGCGGCCGCCUGUUUAUGCUGCUGCUAAGGAACACGGGGCUAAUGGUGAUGCUACGACUGAGGAAGCUGAAUCGGCUCCUGUUCAAUCGCAUUCGUUGGGAUUCUCGAUAGAUGAACCCACGAAUGAUGAGUAUGAUGAAGACGAGGAUGAUGAUCUUGCUCUUGCAGCAUUGGAGUCUCUUGAUGCUAUUGAAGUCUUCAAACAUGAUCACCGGGUUGAUAAGACAAUCUAUGAGACUGGGAUCUCUACUGAUACUUUCCGUCGGUUGCUUAUGCUGUUGCUUGUCAUUGCACCGCUCAGACCGUUGGAAUCCGUCAAGAUCUAUACAUCUGAUUUUGAUGGAGAGCGGAUGGAAGCAAUCCGCAAAGAGGCAGACAAUAUUAUUGCUGCUUUCUCGCCUGAAAAACGAGAUGUUGGGAUCUCGUACAAGUCUUUUGCCAGAACGAUAUCGCUGUCGCUGCCAUAUCUGUUCGAUCCAUUGACUGCUUUGUUUGAGCAUAUGCUUUUCAGCAAGAACUUGGAUCUCUCCCAACGCCGACAGAAGGGCCUCGCUACGGAGACCGAGGAAGAGGAUGCCGAGAAGCCCGAUGAGCCACUCCCACCACCGGCUACAAUCACCCUUCCAGGCAGUUUCGAGUCAGCGAUCUUGAACCCAACUGUUGUAUCCCACCUCUCAUUCUUCCUCCCAUCAACAUCACCAACCUUAAACCUCUUCCGCAGUGGCAUAAAACUACACCCAGUCUUCUCAACAAACGCCCACGGCUCAUCCCUAACCUCCUUCUCCCACCACGUCAUGACCUGGCAAUCUGCCACCCUCCUAAUCCUCCAAGGAACCGAAGAAGGAUCCUCAGAUGAGACCCCAAUAACACUAGGCGCCUACAUUCCCCAAACCUGGAAAUCUCCCUCCUCAAGCACAUCCCAACCCUCAAGCACGAAAACAGACCCCCUUCCCUGCCUCUUCCAACUCUCUCCAAAACACAUCCUCCUCUCUGGAAACCCAUACAAACCCCAAUCAAACCAAAACACCCCAACAGCCUACUUCUCUACCAAAACCGGGAUAGCCAUAGGCUGCCAAAUUCCUCCACCAUCCCGAAGCAACAAAGCAAACCCCAAACCCCAUGGCGCAGGCUCUCUCCUCAUAGACUCGGAUAUGGAAACAGCAACCUUCCUCACCGCGCCAAUUGGCCACGAUGGCGUCUUCCUACCACCAUCACAUACGUCGGCAGAAGACGCGCCGACCACUGUCAAACUUGAUCUGUGGACCCUCGAGAUCUGGGGUAUCGUGCCUAAUCCUGAAGAUGCAUUUUCUACUGAGCCUGGGUCUAGUGCUGUUGAGAUGCAGCGUGCUAAGUGGGAGUUUGAGGCGAGGGAGGCGGAGCGCAGGAGGAAUAUUAAUAUCAAAGCUGGAGCUGGGGAUUCGGCUGCUGAGAGUGCUAGGUGGUUACUUGAGGCAGCGGGGAUUAUUGGGGAUCAGGGGAGACAUUCUGGUGGGAGUGUUUGA
This is a messenger RNA of Penicillium antarcticum, 1923 nucleotides long. RefSeq lists its product as uncharacterized. The coding region runs from base 1 to 1923 and encodes 640 amino acids. The record is from RefSeq and is a predicted model, not a curated record. The transcript is spliced from 2 exons. NCBI's taxonomy places the organism in Eukaryota, Fungi, Ascomycota, Eurotiomycetes, Eurotiales, Aspergillaceae.